Capsicum annuum is the source of this 1390-nucleotide messenger RNA. Its product is annotated as vacuolar protein sorting-associated protein 24 homolog 1. Gene Ontology annotation, cellular component: ESCRT III complex; multivesicular body. NCBI's taxonomy places the organism in Eukaryota, Viridiplantae, Streptophyta, Magnoliopsida, Solanales, Solanaceae. Gene Ontology annotation, biological process: endosome transport via multivesicular body sorting pathway; protein transport; late endosome to vacuole transport. The record is from RefSeq and is a predicted model, not a curated record. The coding region runs from base 393 to 1061 and encodes 222 amino acids. The transcript is spliced from 6 exons.
AAAAGGAUAAAAUGAAUUAGCUCAAAAAUAUUAUUGUCUUUUUGUGUAUAAUAAAAAACAUAAAAUAAAAAAUGAUUGACGAAACAACAAAUGGAAACUUCGAAAUCAGCCAUGUCAGACAUCAUCUACUCGUAUAACAAUUAACAACUGCUGCUUAUCUUCUACGCGCCUUUCUGAUUCUACUUUUCCUUUUUUCCCUACUCCUAAUCUAAGUCAAUUCAGUGAAACAAAUUCUCUCUUUUUUGCAAAAUUAGCGUGUUGAGUAAAUAAAUCGAGAUUUAGUGUACCGUGCUAUCCUAAAAAUUCUGUUUUAGUAGAGAGAAAUCGCACUUGGAUUUAUCCGAUUUAUUGAUCUUCGAUCUUCAAUUGAGUGAUUAGAUUAAAAGGGCGAAAUGGAGAAAGUGAAGAAUAUAUUGAAGCCGAAACCGAACCCUCAACAGCUUUUGAGAGAUUGGCAACGUCGUCUCCGACAAGAAUGUCGAAAUAUCGAACGCCAAAUUCGAGAUAUACAAAGAGAGGAGAAGAUUGUACAGAAAUCAAUUAAAGAAGCUGCUAAGAGAAAUGAUAUGGGUUCUGCCAAGUCGCUGGCUAUGGAGCUUGUGAGAUCUAAAAGAACUGUGAACCGAUUGUACGAGAACAAGGCACAACUGAAUUCAAUAUCCAUGCACCUUGGAGAAAGUGUAGCUAUCGCUCGCACGGUGGGGCAUUUGUCCAAGAGUGCUGAGGUCAUGAAGCUUGUUAAUAAUCUUAUGAAGGCUCCUGAAGUGGCUGUUACAAUGCAGGAAUUCAAUAAAGAGAUGACCAAGGCUGGUGUCAUUGAAGAAAUUGUGAAUGAUGCAGUGGACAGUGCAUUGGAUUCAGAAGACAUAGAAGAUGAGAUUGAAGAAGAAGUUGACAAGGUCUUGACUGAACUUGCUGGUGAGACUGCUGCACAACUUCCUGAAGCAGUCCGAAAGGAGAAGCUAAAGCAACCUGCCCAGGCAGUUGGAGAUGCAGAGGAUGUUGAUGACGAGGAAGAUCUAGAAGAACUAAGAGCUCGUCUUGCUAAAGUAAGAUCAUAAGUGAUACCUCACCUGACUUCCAGUUCCUGAGGGCUCAACUAUAGAAGUGCCGUAGUGAAGUAGCAGACUCCUUGUCUGUUCUGCUGUGGCUGCAUCUUCUUUCUGGUUGAGGAACUUGUAGAGUACUUUUCUGUAUCAUAGUAUCAACUUCUCCCUGAUGUCAUAUCAAGCUCUUGAUACCAUGUAGUCAAUGUCCAAUCUGAGAUUUUACUCUCUAUGUGGUGCUUUUCAAUAUAUGGAGUGAAACACUAUGUUAAUGACUUCAUUUGCUAUGUAGCAGAAUUAGCAAUUCAAUCUAUCUACCGAGGAAUUCUGCUCCUUUUUUUUCC